AUGGUUCCAGCCGAUGCCUUUCACGAGGCUAAUAUCCUCGACCUUGCUGUGAGAGCUAUCCAGCCCGCAGGUGACAGACAGCCGAGUCUCAACACACCAUAUGAGGCUGUGGCUCUGAUCGGCCAUGCAUGCAUGGUGGCACUUGAUUUCAGACUGGUUGGACUCGGCGAAGAGCACAACUUAGAAUCAUCUACAAUUACACCUUCCCUCCCCACAGAAUGGAACGCUAACGAUACAUUUGCCUUUCGGUACACACAUGCGCAGUCUUCGACAGAGUAUCUACUCAAAGUGAGUCGGCUGGGAAAUAACGCAGUGAUCUUUGCACUGGCCUUGGGAGAUGACCGGACCAGCUCGUUUGACAUCCCCGUCAAAAAUUACGUCUCCGCCUCUGCAUUCCCACUAUCUUCCUCGGACAAUAUCCCUGCGUCUCUGCGAGAGGCUUUCAUCUCGCCACCUGGUCUCAGGCGACUUGGUCAAGUCAACGUCAUCCAGAAACUCGCGCCCGGUUUGUACAAAGAGGGGUAUGAAGAUACAACGCAGCCGCCCAGAGCAAGGCCACAAGAAGGACAGCCGGAUAUUCGCCAAGAUGGCACACUCCCCGAGCCUGCUCGUCCACGUCCGUUUGAUGAUCCCCUAGCGGCAGCUCCCCAACGCUCCAACCCACCAGACUUUGCCCCGCCCGGGUUCGAAGAUGAGCAUCAGAUGAACCGGCCCCCGCAACGAUAUCCAGGAGGACUUGGAGGAAGAAGUCCGUACAACAUUGGAGAACGAGAUCUUUACCCAGCAGGACUUGGUCCCAAUGAUCCUUUGCGCGGAUCUAUGGGCCCUGGCUUUGGUCCAAGUGGCGGGGGUAUGCAUCCUACCUUUGAUGACCCUCUCUUCGGCGGACAAGGAGGAUCAGGUAAUGGUGGAUAUGACCCCCGUGUACCACCAGGUGCCAGAUAUGAUCCCGUAGGACCUGGUGAGCCACCUGCUGGUCGUAAUCGAGGGCCGUUCGGUAAUAAUGGACAAGGUGGGGGUGGGUUUGGUGGGUUUGGUGGUGGAUUUGGCGGGGGUAUUAUCUAA
Penicillium mononematosum is the source of this 1065-nucleotide messenger RNA. RefSeq names its product proteasome inhibitor PI31 family protein. Gene Ontology annotation, biological process: proteasome-mediated ubiquitin-dependent protein catabolic process. The transcript is spliced from 3 exons. Bases 1 to 1065 code for a protein of 354 amino acids. Gene Ontology annotation, molecular function: proteasome binding; endopeptidase inhibitor activity. NCBI's taxonomy places the organism in Eukaryota, Fungi, Ascomycota, Eurotiomycetes, Eurotiales, Aspergillaceae. The record is from RefSeq and is a predicted model, not a curated record.